Messenger RNA from Metarhizium brunneum ARSEF 3297, 1401 nucleotides. RefSeq names its product MFS transporter asaE. The record is from RefSeq and is a predicted model, not a curated record. Gene Ontology annotation, cellular component: membrane. Gene Ontology annotation, biological process: transmembrane transport. Lineage: Eukaryota; Fungi; Ascomycota; Sordariomycetes; Hypocreales; Clavicipitaceae. Gene Ontology annotation, molecular function: transmembrane transporter activity.
AUGGCAGUUGCAACGGCCACAUCCUCGACGAUUGAAUUGCGCCACCAGGGCGAUUCUACCCCGACCUCGCUCCAGUGCAAUGACCGACAGGCCACGCCGCCGCCCGAGGAGGACGGGCUGGACGUAGAUGGGAGACAGGAGUUUUCGCUGCCGCCCGUGGACGGGGGCAAGGACGCAUGGUUCUUCCUGGCCGCCUGCUUCUUCGUCGAGGCCCUGACGUGGGGCUUCCCGUUCUCGUUUGGCGUCUUCCAGGACUACUACAGCACGCACGAGCCGUUUGCGGGAUCAGAGCAAAUCCCCAUCAUCGGCACCUGUGCCAUGGGCAUCAUGUACCUCGACAUCCCCCUCGUCAUGGGCAUCCAGAGAAUGUACCCCUGGUUCAGCAGGUGGUCGCCCAUGAUAGGCCUCGUGCUGAUGUGCGUCUCGCUGGCGGCCAGCUCCUUCUCUCAAAACGUCGGCCACCUCAUCGUCACGCAGGGCGUCUUCUACGCCAUCGGCGGCUCCAUCUCCUACUGCCCGUGCCUGCUGUACAUGGACGAGUGGUUCGCCCGGCGCAAGGGCCUCGCCUACGGCAUCAUGUGGUCGGGCACGGGGCUGGCCGGCUUCUCGCUGCCCCUGAUCCUCGAGGUCUUCCUGCGCCGGUACGGCUUCCGCACGACGCUGCGCAUCUGGGCCGUCGCGCUGCUCGUCCUGACCAUGCCGCUCGCCUUCUUCAUCAAGCCCCGGCUGCCGCGCGCCGCCACGACGCACAUCAAGCCCUUCAAGCUGGGGUUUGCGCUGACAAAGACGUUUAUGCUGCAUCAGGUUGCCAACACCGUCCAGGGGCUGGGCUUCUUCCUGCCGGGCAUCUAUCUGCCCACGUAUGCGAGAUCCAUCGGCGCGAGCAGCUUUACCUCUGCCUUGACGCUGCUGCUCGUCAAUGUUGCCUCGACAGUUGGCUGUGCCGUCAUGGGCUCCCUGACUGAUCAUUUACAUGUGACUACGUGUCUGAUGAUAUCGGCCGCCGGCGCGGGACUGGGUACGUUUUUGUUGUGGGGGUUCGCCACCUCCAUCCCGGUCCUGUUUGUAUUCUGCAUUAUCUACGGUCUGUUUGCGGGCCCGUACACGUCGGCUUGGACGGGCAUAAUGAAGGACGUUGCUACCGAGAUGGGCACCUACCGCGGCACCAGCGGGGGAAGCUCGUUUGACCCAACCAUGGUUAUUGGUGUCCUCUCCACGGGGAGAGGAAUCGGGAACAUCGUUUCGGGCCCCUUAAGCCAGGUCUUGGUCAAGGGCAUGCCGUGGAAGGGAGAGGCCCUGGGCGGUUACGGAACCGGCUACGGCCCUUUGAUUGCAUUUACGGGCGUAACGGCGGUUUUGAGCGGUGCGACAUUUGUAUGGCACCGCGUGGGAUGGAUGUAG